UGCUCAAACUCGUCCGUCUGGAAACCGCGUCACUUCGGUGAAAUCGUUAGCUGUCAUUCGUCCAAGCCAGCCAGUGUGAUCGUGGCGCUGGCGGAGUGGAGGAACGAAUAGGAAAUGUAAAUGAUCGUUUUAAACGCAGAAUCAUCUCCAGAGAAUUGUACCAAUGCUCAAACACGCGGAUGUGUCUUGUUUUAAGAGGCUUGGACGUUAGAGGGAAAUCAGUUUUAUAACUAACCAUCUCGUCCUGUUGCUUUUAUUGUAAGAUUUGCUCUCUGGCGCCUCCCCCUGGCCAUGCUGUGUUUGUGCGCUGCGCUGCUGGUUUUGGCUGCUCCGGCCCUGUCCUCCUCUGCAGACCCGGAGACACACAGGCCCAGACAUGACUCUAACCUGGAGAUCUACAAGCGUCUGUUGGAGACGAAGCGGAAGGACCAGCUGAAUGCGCUGAAGAACCUGGUGGAGCUCAAUGACAUUAACCAGCAGCACAAGAUCAUUGACAUCAUGCUGAAGGGACUUUUUAAGGUGCUGGAGGACUCCAGAGCGGUUCUCACUGCAGCCAACCUGCAGCCCGAUGACCCUUUCCCCCGGGACGACAAAAUCAAAGAAGCGUACUCCCAUGUGAUAGAGAACACGGCGUUCUUUGGCGACGUGGCCCUGCGCUUCCCGCGCAUCGUGCAUCACUACUACGACCGCAACGCCGACUGGGGGGCCCUGCUGCGCUGGGGGCUGCGCUUCUGCAACCUGACGGGCGUCUUCGCCGGGGGGGCCCACCAGCACGUCCUCACACUGAUGUCCCAGGAGUUGGGAAUAACGGAGAAAUCGGCCGACUAUAUCAACCCGUACCGCACUGAGCGAGACGACGUGCUGCACACUGUAGAAGCCUUCCAGAAAGUCCUGAGGGAAGAAGAGAAGAGGAGGAGGAAGGAGGAGAAGAGGAAAGAGAUCAGGAAGGGCCCGCGCAUAUCCCGCUCUCGCACAGAGCUCUAGCGCCCUGACGCUCGGGGGGGG
Messenger RNA from Anguilla anguilla (European eel), 1005 nucleotides. RefSeq names its product coiled-coil domain-containing protein 134-like. The transcript has 7 exons. Lineage: Eukaryota; Metazoa; Chordata; Actinopteri; Anguilliformes; Anguillidae. The coding region runs from base 292 to 984 and encodes 230 amino acids. The record is from RefSeq and is a predicted model, not a curated record.